ACCUUUGUCUGCGCGGCAGACCCAGCCUGGUUUGGAGCCGGAGCUGGUGGCACCGGCGCUGUCCUGCCCGGCCCCGCCGCGGAACGGCCGCGCCGCCCGCCCGGACCGCUGAAGCUGCUGCACCGCGGCGGCGGAAAAAGAGUCGCUCGCCAUGCCAAAGUUACGAAAAACCCAAGGAGGGAAGCAAGAGAAGAAAGUUAUCCAUCCAUACAGCAGAAAAGCUGCACAGCUUGCAAGGGAAGUACACAAACAGGAAAAGAAAGAAAAGUUGAAGACUGACAAAGCUUUACGUUUAAGUAUCAUUGGAGAAAAACUGCAAUGGUUUCAAAGUCACCUUGACCCUGACAAAAUCGAGUACACAAAGAAGGAAGCUGGUGAACUAAUUGAAAAUUAUAUGUGUCGAUUCAAUGCUGAAUUGGAGCAGAUUGAAUUACAAAACAGUAUUAAAGGUAGACAAGGAAGACAGCAUGGUUCACGGGAAACUGUCAUCAAGCAGACAAUAGAACGUGAAAGACAACUCUAUGAGGGCUAUGGAAUAGAAAUUCCAGACAUCAUGAACAGAAAGCAUCUCAAAUUUUUCAGAGAAUGGGAUGGUGAUCUGAGGAAACUGCCAAACAUCAAAAUGAAAAAGCUCUCAGCUAGGGAUGCUGCUUGCAGUCACCCUGAGGUGGCAGAUGCGGAAGCAAAAGAAGACUUGAAUAAAGGAGAAGAAGUGCCCCUAAUGAUUAAAGGAGAAGAGGUGGCCCUAAUGAGCACCAGCUGAUUGGAGAGCUGAAACAGUGAAGGGAAUUAUAAGAAACCUCUUUUAAUUAUCACUAGAAACAAAAAUAAAAUUUAACUAUAUUUUUAAAGUCUUUGCUAGUUGCUUUUUUUAUCAUCUCACUGUGUACCUAUGGUAAAGAGUAAACAGUAAAGAGUAAACAGUGUAUUACUGGGUAAAGCUGUAUAUUAUUGGUUAAAAUUUUUGAAUAUAAAUAAAUACUUAAAAUCUUAAA
Chiroxiphia lanceolata (lance-tailed manakin) is the source of this 995-nucleotide messenger RNA. It is a transcript of the gene TMA16, whose product is annotated as translation machinery associated 16 homolog. NCBI's taxonomy places the organism in Eukaryota, Metazoa, Chordata, Aves, Passeriformes, Pipridae. Gene Ontology annotation, cellular component: nucleus. Bases 152 to 763 code for a protein of 203 amino acids. The record is from RefSeq and is a predicted model, not a curated record. The transcript is spliced from 7 exons.